AUGUAUGCAAACGACCAGCAAAUCCAAAGCAUGACCAAGCAAGGGCUGUUCAAUCGAUUGGCAACGGUUUUCUUCUACUUGACUGAUGUUGAAGAAGGCGGCGAGACAAAUUUCCCUCGAACAGAUGGCCUGCCCCAGCCAGUGGACUUCAGCGAUUGCAGCAAAGGAAUAUCUGUGCAUCCUACGCGUGGUCGCAUCAUCAUUUUUUAUUCGCUGCAUCCUUCCGGAGAAGCAGAUGAGUAUUCCCUGCAUGCAGGAUGUGAGGUGAAACAGGGAACUAAAUGGUCUGCAAAUAAGUGGAUAUGGAACAAACCCAUGAACUACGUUAGCGAGUGA
Messenger RNA from Cladocopium goreaui, 336 nucleotides. NCBI's taxonomy places the organism in Eukaryota, Dinophyceae, Suessiales, Symbiodiniaceae. The record is from the annotation of a GenBank genome assembly.